Messenger RNA from Nezara viridula (southern green stink bug), 1605 nucleotides. NCBI's taxonomy places the organism in Eukaryota, Metazoa, Arthropoda, Insecta, Hemiptera, Pentatomidae. The record is from the annotation of a GenBank genome assembly.
GAUAGUAUAGCCUGGUUGAACUAACCUUACCGGCCUUCUGCCACAACUUAUGUUUAAUCUCCAGAUAUAAAUUUCUCAUAAGAGUGUUCUAUGCUAUUUCUUUGGAAGAGAUAUCCAUGCUAAAGUUUUGAGUAACUUUUAAAGUGAAAUAGUUUUUGCUGCUAACUGGGAUUAGUGUAUGAAGUGAAGCUGUAGAAUAUCAAGAAAUGCAUUCUCUACUAAGCAGAGGGAAUGCACUGGUUGCAUACACUUUAAGCCUUUUGGCUUGCCUUACAUUCAUGUGUUUUUUGUCGACUCUGUUUGUUGACUACAGAAGCAGUGCUGCGAUAAAUACUGUUAAAGUUGUGGUUAAAAAUGUACCUGAUUACAGUGCUUCUAGAGAGAAAUGUGACCUGGGAUUCUUAACAUUUGAUCUACAAGCCAACCUUACCAAUGUUUUCAACUGGAAUGUCAAACAGCUGUUUUUGUAUCUUACAGCAGAGUAUGCUUCUGAAAAGAAUUCCCUUAGUCAGGUUGUUCUCUGGGAUAAGAUCAUAUUACGAGGUGAAAAUGCCAUUCUGGAUUUCAAGAGUAUGAAUUCUAAGUAUUAUUUCUGGGAUGAUGGAAAUGGUCUUCGAAAUAACUCCCAUGUCACAUUAACACUUUCUUACAAUAUUAUUCCAAAUUCAGGAUUGCUACCGAAUAUUGGAGCGACUGGACAUCAUAUAUUUCAGUUUCCCAGUGAAUAUACUGUAUCGCGUGCUUAACAUUCAUUACAAAUAUAAAACUUUUUUCAUAGACAACUUUAUAAGUUGUACUGGUGUUGAUAGCAGUGUUAGAAGAUAUUUGACCAAACAAAUGUUUGUUAUUAAUUGGCUCUUUGGAUGGUAUUUGGUCACAAUCUUUUUUUCGAAUUAAUGUUGCAGAGUUUUAUGCUCUGUGGGAUGUUUACCCUAAAAAUAUAAAAGUAAACAUUUAAUUUAAUUUUUCAGUGAAAAUCUGUUACAACUUCUGAUUAAAGUUCUCCCCAUAGGUGUUUGUUUAAAAGAACAUACAUUUUUUUUAUUUUCUUUUAAAAAUGUAAUUUUUAUUUAAUGUCAAAGAUAAAAUAUUUCACUCUAUUAAGAUUUUUUUUUCAUUUGUAACCAUAUAUUUGUUGAACAUUGUAAUAUUUUAAAAUUAAGUUGUAUUUAUAGGUCAUUUUUUAUGAUUUGAAUAUAUACGUCUUGUCAUUUUCAAUACACCUUUCUGUAUGUACCUAAUAUAGUUAAUAUAAAAUGUCAUUUUGAAUAUUCUUGUUGGGAAUUGUGCCUUUUCCACAGUGUUGUACUUAAGCUAUUUAGUAUGUCUCUUUCAAUCAUCAUACUCAAAAUCAGUAAACACUCAAUAUAUUAAGAUUACGGAGUCUGUUGAAGUGUCUCAUGGAGCUACAUUAAAUUAUAUUUAUCUUCUAGUUUCUUGAGGUGUUGAGGUCAGUUUUGUUUCAUUAUUACAUAAGUAUUCAUUUGUGAUAAUAAAUCAAUUUCAUUUAAAGGCGUUGUUCUAUAUUUUGUUACUUGAUUAUUUUUCUUAUUUAUUUAAAUAAUACCUAUUUGUAAUUUCAAAUAAAACAUACAAUAUGAGAUG